UAGGACGUACGUUUUGUUUGCGGAGCGCGCCAAACAGGGCCAUCAACAGUAGUAAUCGCAGUGGCUUAAACUCUGGAACCCUUUUGCUCAGCUUGGCGUAAUAUUCACGCUUGGUAGGAUACAUGGCUUCUACAAGUAAAGCGCCGCUACAGACCAGAAAUUUACCAUGGGUUGAAAAAUACAGACCACAGACACUUGAUGAUCUGAUUUCACACAAAGAUAUUCUGAGCACUAUCCAAAGGUUUAUCAGUGAGGACAAGCUUCCACACCUUUUGUUCUAUGGCCCACCUGGAACAGGAAAAACCUCAACCAUACUCGCUUGUGCCAGGCAGCUGUACAAAGAGAAGGAGUUCAACUCUAUGGUGUUGGAGCUCAAUGCAUCUGAUGACAGAGGUAUUGAUGUAGUACGAGGUCCCAUUCUGAGUUUUGCCAGCACCAGGACCAUCUUCAAGAAGGGCUUCAAGUUGGUGAUACUGGACGAGGCCGAUGCCAUGACCCAGGAUGCCCAGAAUGCAUUGCGUCGAGUCAUUGAGAAGUUCACAGAAAACACUCGAUUCUGUCUCAUUUGCAACUACCUUUCCAAGAUCAUCCCCGCCCUGCAAUCUCGCUGCACCAGGUUCCGCUUUGGUCCGCUUUCGCCAGACCAGAUGAUCCCUCGGUUGGAGCACGUUAUCCAGCAGGAGAAUAUUGACAUCACGCCAGAUGGAAUGAAGGCUAUUGUGACCUUAUCAACGGGUGACAUGAGAAGAUCGCUCAACAUACUGCAGAGCACCAGUAUGGCCUAUGGGAAUGUCACAGAAGACACAGUGUACACCUGCACAGGGCACCCCCUCCGCUCAGAUAUAGCCAACAUCCUCGACUGGUGCCUCAACAAAGACUUUACCUCAGCGUACAACCAAAUCCUUGAGCUGAAGACUCUGAAAGGUUUGGCUUUGCAUGAUAUUCUCACUGAGGUUCAUCUGCUUGUACACAGAGUGGAUUUUCCUCCCGCUAUUCGGAUUAGUCUGCUCAUCAAGUUGGCCGACGUAGAACAUCGGCUUGCAUCGGGAACCAGCGAGAAGAUCCAGCUGAGCUCCAUGGUUGCAGCUUUCCAGGCAGUGAGAGAGCUCGUGGUCAGCGAAGCACCUUAGAUACAGUAAUGCAACGAUAGUCUUUUUCCACAGUGGGGGGUGGGGGGCAUCAGGAUAAAAAGGAUAACCAGUUAUUUGUUUAUUUGGGAAGAAAACUGUGUCCAGUGCAUAAUUGCCCACCACACUGAACCUGCUGUACAGUGUAAAAGAUGUCUGGAACAAUGCUAGCAGCUAUCUGACUCACUCACAUCUGCAUACAGAACCAAGAUGGAAGUCGAUCAGCACAGUGAAAAAAACAAAACAAAAGAUCCUUUUGGCACUUUUGGUUAAAAGGUGGACUUGAAAAAUCCUAUUUUCAGUUUAGUAUCACUGCAACCAGGUAAUCAGUUCAUUCUUGUCCAAAAAAAAGUCAUUGAACAUGUGUAUGUUUUAAUCAGUUUAAUAAAACCCUUUCUUAUAAGUCCA
Molecule: messenger RNA, 1535 nt
Organism: Neolamprologus brichardi
Lineage: Eukaryota; Metazoa; Chordata; Actinopteri; Cichliformes; Cichlidae
Gene: rfc5
Product: replication factor C (activator 1) 5
Biological process (GO): DNA-templated DNA replication; DNA repair
Cellular component (GO): DNA replication factor C complex; nucleus
Molecular function (GO): ATP binding; DNA clamp loader activity; ATP hydrolysis activity
Source: RefSeq, a predicted model, not a curated record